Messenger RNA from Ziziphus jujuba (common jujube), 2266 nucleotides. RefSeq names its product glycosyltransferase-like At2g41451. The record is from RefSeq and is a predicted model, not a curated record. The transcript has 11 exons. Bases 143 to 1747 code for a protein of 534 amino acids. Gene Ontology annotation, biological process: cellulose biosynthetic process; response to abscisic acid. Lineage: Eukaryota; Viridiplantae; Streptophyta; Magnoliopsida; Rosales; Rhamnaceae.
ACUAUAUGUCAACGACAAAACGGCUUCUUCAGGUUUCAACUCCUUCAGUUUUCAAGUCCUUUGUCUCUCUGUGACUAUAUCACAUAUAUGUAUAUAUAUAUGAAUGAACCAGGCUUUUGUAUUAUUCUUUCUUUAGCCUCUCAUGGCGGGUCUACAUUCUUUAUCUAGACCUUCCUCGUCCUCCUCUUCUUCUUCGUCUUCUUCAUCAUCAUCGCUUUCGUCUCAGGCUUACACUUCCCGAAUCGUAUUGCUGCUGACUGUCCUACCCUUGACUCUCGCCUGCUUCGCUUUCAUUCUCCAAUGGCGGGGCGGUCUCAAUGACCCCAUUACCCGAUGGUCGCCCGACAACCUUCAGUUCCCUGGUAUGACUACCUUCGAUGCAUCCCGGACUUCUCGUACGUCGAAAUCGGAUUGUGUGGAUCCUUUGGCUCGGAGUCGCUCUCCCUCUUUUCCUUACUUUCUGGACUGGAAAUUUGAUUACACCUCCGAUCUAAGGCCAAGGAUAAGUAUAACAACGAGUACGUCUGCUGGUUUGGAGCAAACUUUGCCGUGGAUAUUUUAUCACAAGGUUAUAGGAGUUACAAACUUUUUCCUCUUUGUGGAGGGAAAGGCAGCCUCUGCUAAUGUAUCUAAAGUUUUAGAAAGCAUUCCAGGCGUGAAAGUUAUAUUCAGAACAAGGGAACUAGAGGAGCAGCAAGCUAGAAGCCGGAUUUGGAAUGAGAGUUGGCUUGCUAGCUUCUUCUACAAACCAUGUAAUUAUGAGUUGUUUGUGAAGCAAUCCCUUAAUAUGGAGAUGGCUAUUGUCAUGGCAAGGGAGGCUGGAAUGGAUUGGAUAAUUCAUCUUGACACUGAUGAGCUAAUACAUCCAGCAGGCACUAGCACUCAGGAAUACUCCUUGAGACAAUUGUUGUCAGAUGUUCCUGCAAAUGUUGAUAUGGUUAUCUUCCCCAAUUAUGAAAGUAGUGUUGAGCGGGAUGAUAUCAAGGAACCAUUCAGUGAGGUCUCAAUGUUCAAGAAGAACUAUGACCAUCUUCCAAAAGAUGUAUAUUUUGGCAAUUACAGGGAAGCAACUCGUGGUAAUCCAAACUACUUUUUGACCUAUGGAAAUGGGAAAUCAGCUGCUCGAAUUCAAGAUCACCUCCGCCCCAAUGGUGCACACAGAUGGCACAACUAUAUGAAGCCACCAAAUGAGAUCAAAUUUGAGGAGGCUGCUGUAUUGCAUUAUACAUAUCCCAAGUUUUCUGAUUUGACUUCCAGACGUGAUCGGUGUGGAUGCAAACCUACUAGGAAUGAUGUUAAAAGAUGCUUCAUGUUGGAAUUUGACAGACCUGCAUUCAUAAUUGCUUCAACUGCAACGGAUGAGGAAAUGCUUCAAUGGUACCGUGAGCACAUUGUUUGGACUGACAGAGCCCUGAUCUUGAAAUUUUUGAGGAGGGGCAUCUUGACUCGGAUUUAUGCACCUAUGGUAAUCAUUCAAAACUUGAGAGAAUCUGGUGUUUUUACCUCUGUAAUUGAAUCAGCUACAAAACCAAGUCUCUCCAAAGACCAGUUCAUAUCAUCAAUCAACAGUAGCAACUCUGCAGAAGCAAACAAAUCUGGUGUGUUUUCUUCAAGAAAGUUUGCUAACAGAGAUUCUCAAACAACUGCUAGAAGGAUCUUGGAAUUCACUUAUAAUUCUACUCUUCCUUUAGCAAUCCCACCUCUAUCUCCUCCAGGCUCCGAAGACUUUCAAAGAUUGCAUAUUUAAUUCUCCCUUUCAACAAAACGACCAUUUCCCUGAUAGUUUUUUGCUUCCCAUUUGAAGAAGCAUCUGAGAUGAUUAUCAUUGUCAUCAUCAUAAAAACACAAACUUGAAGGGAGAGAGGCAGGUUUUGCAUUCAUGGUGGGGGCCUUUUUCAGUGUUCGGUUUUUAUGGGGGAGGGUUCAUCUUGAUCAUUAACCCAAGCGCUGGUGUACAUUUUCAGGUUUAGAAGAUAGAUUAGAUUUUGUAGAGAGAGGUGUAGAGAGCGGGAUUCUGGUUGCAGGUUUCAUUUAGUAUGAUUUACAGAUAGUCUCUCUGUGUAAUUCAGUCUUGAAUGGCAUUUUGUUUUGAAAAUGCCAUCUUCUUGAUAAGUUGCCUGGGAUUUGUAAUCUGCGUUCCCUGGUGUUUUAUGUUUUGUUUGUUUUAUACAAGUCAGAAAGAAGUAACAUCACUAGGUUCAUUCAUUCUCCACAUAUGAAUUUCUCAGUUGAUUAUUCAAUAAAAAACAGAUAUAUUAGUUUAAAA